Molecule: messenger RNA, 3166 nt
Organism: Sphaeramia orbicularis (orbiculate cardinalfish)
Lineage: Eukaryota; Metazoa; Chordata; Actinopteri; Kurtiformes; Apogonidae
Gene: slc2a1b
Product: solute carrier family 2 member 1b
Exons: 10
Coding region: 372-1841 (489 amino acids)
Biological process (GO): response to insulin; dehydroascorbic acid transport
Cellular component (GO): plasma membrane; apical plasma membrane; basolateral plasma membrane
Molecular function (GO): D-glucose transmembrane transporter activity
Source: RefSeq, a predicted model, not a curated record
UUGUGUAAAGCAGGAGGUAGUAUCCAGCAGCCAAACAUCCUGGAAGACUCCGGACAUCCAUGAAGAGGUGAACUAAAGCUGCAGGACGUCUGAAAAAGAAGGAUAGCGACUGAACUGGCAACAAACUGAAAACUGAACUACCGGGCGACUCCCGACAAAAACAAAACAUACUUUUUUUUUACUUUUUUGUAUAUAGCUUUUUUUUUUCCUUAUAAAACUUACCAGCGACGUUUUGAGUCAUUUCAGAAGCAGCUUCAACAUAAUGUCUGUGUUCUGAGUGAGAGGAAGUCUGUCUGUCCACCGCCGCCAACUUUGACAAAAGACAAAAGACAAGACAAAAAAGAAGAUAUAUUCCGUCACGAAGCGCCGCCAUGGACUCGGGAAAGCAAAUAACGUUCCCAUUGCUGCUGAGCGUCGGAGCAGCUGUCAUCGGUUCUCUGCAGUUUGGCUACAACACUGGUGUCAUCAAUGCCCCUCAGAAUGUCAUUGAAAACUUCAUCAAUCAGACAUGGUAUGGACGCUACAGUGAUCCAAUCACCAAGGGCUCCCUCACAGCCAUCUGGUCCGUCUCUGUCGCCAUCUUCUCAGUCGGUGGCAUCUUCGGAUCCUUUUCUGUCGGACUCUUUGUCAACCGCUUUGGAAGGAGGAACUCUAUGCUCAUGGCAAACAUCCUGGCCUUCAUCGCAGCCGCUUUGAUGGGCUUCUCAAAGAUGGCGGACUCCUGGGAAAUGCUGAUCAUCGGUCGGUUUGUUGUGGGUCUCUACUCUGGACUCUCCACAGGCUUUGUGCCCAUGUAUGUGGGUGAGGUUUCCCCAACAGCCCUACGAGGAGCUCUGGGUACCCUCCACCAGCUGGGCAUCGUCGUUGGCAUCCUUAUUGCUCAGGUGUUUGGAUUGGAUGCUGUGAUGGGUAACGAGAACUUGUGGCCGCUCCUCUUGGGCUUCACCUUCAUCCCUGCUGUGAUUCAGUGCAUCCUGCUUCCUCUGUGCCCCGAGAGCCCACGCUUUCUGCUCAUCAACAAGAAUGAAGAGAACAAGGCCAAAGCUGUGUUGAAGAAGCUCCGUGGGUCCACAGACGUGAGCACUGACAUAAAGGAGAUGAAGGAGGAGAGUCGGCAGAUGAUGAGGGAGAAGAAAGUGACCAUCUGUGAGCUUUUCCGCUCGCCCAUCUACCGCCAGCCUCUGGUCAUCGCCGUCAUGCUGCAGCUCUCGCAACAGCUGUCUGGAAUCAACGCUGUUUUCUACUACUCCACUCGUAUCUUUGAGAAAGCCGGAGUCGAGCAGCCGGUCUACGCCACCAUCGGAGCUGGAGUGGUCAACACGGCUUUCACUGUGGUGUCGCUGUUUGUGGUUGAACGUGCUGGGCGUAGGUCUCUGCACCUGCUGGGGCUGAUGGGAAUGGCCGGAGCUACCAUCCUGAUGACAAUCGCCUUAGCUCUGCUCGAAAAGCUUAAAUGGAUGUCGUAUUUGAGCAUCGUGGCCAUUUUCGCCUACGUCGCUUUCUUUGAACUGGGGCCGGGUCCAAUCCCCUGGUUUAUCGUGGCUGAGCUGUUCUCACAGGGACCCAGGCCCUCAGCCAUCGCUGUGGCUGGUUUCUCCAACUGGACUGCUAACUUUAUAGUGGGAAUGUGCUUCCAGUAUAUAGAGGAGCUGUGCUACCCAUACGUGUUCGUCAUCUUCACUGUCUUGCUGUUAGUCUUCUUCAUUUUCACCUACUUCAGAGUCCCAGAGACCAAGGGCCGGACGUUUGAUGAGAUAGCGGCCGGUUUCCGCCAGACAGUCGAUGGGGAGAAACACUCACCAGAGGAGCUGAACAGCCUGGGAGCUGACUCUCAGCUCUGAGCGGACUGUGUUCAGCCUCUGACGAACUCUUUCUCUGACCAAGGAGGGAUGAGAAGGGUCUACUAACUAGAAGUAGACAGGUCCAUCUGUCUGUAGAAAAUCUUUCACACUGUCACCACAUUUCGGGCAUUUAUUACCAACAGGCCUGUGUGAUUCUCCAACAUGACGUCUUCUGCUGCCCCUCUCAGGUCGCUCAAAGAAUUUCUAAAACUCCCCAGGCAUGGUGUCGCCUGUGUAAAUACGCAGAGGGGUGCUGAGGAUAGAUGGGGAAGGUUUUUAAUAUUUUUAAGAUGCUUUAAAGAAAAGAGUGUCUAUCAAUCAACCAACUUUUUGUAAUAACUUUUUUCACUUAAUAUAUUGCAGAUACGAGCUUAUGCUGCGUCCUUUGUAGUCUGUUACACUUCUGCCUUUGUUAGUAUCUGGCAAUAGAGCACUGUAGUUGUAGAGAUCGGUUUCACUGUGCAAAAUACUUAUUUUUAUUAUGGAUCAUACUGUUAUGCUGCAUCUCUCUAGACACUGUAGCUGUGCACAGCCUGUGCUUGUCCACUAGAUGGAGCACCGCUCUCAGACAAGACCUCUGAGCUCCACCGACAAGGAAUUAAUUGUGUAAAUUUGCAGAGAAAGGUUACACAAGUACACAAGAGUACACAAACUCUAUUGGAAUAAGGUCAUGUAAUCCAUUUGCUGAAUUAACAGUAAUUAUCCACCGAGUAUAUAUAUUUUCUAUCACAUUUUAAUCUCCUUGAAAUGUUAGAUUAAGUAUUCGACAAUGCAAAGUUCAUUUGUAUUAUUUAUAAGUAGUUUUAUCAUGCUUUAAUACCAAGAACCUGGUUACCUUUUAGACAUUUAGACUCUUUUACACAAUUCCUUUUUAAAAGCGCAUUUGGCCAAAUGAAUAUUGCAAUAGGUCUAUGUGAGAACAAAUAUUUGCACAGAUCAUUCUCACAGUUGGAUAAAUAAAUCAUCCAUCCUUUUACCGUGACAUGAGACAAGUUACGGCUCACAACCAGCAGCCAAAAAAAAAAAAUCUGUGAGUUUUGAGUUAAAGUAACCGUAAAACAAAAAAAAACCUGUAAAACAAUCCCAGCCUUAAAAGCCACCCUUUUAGCCUUUCUGGCUUUCAGGUCAGAUCCACCUGAUCCAGACUGAAAGCUUCUGUCAGUGGAGGAUCUUUACUGAGGUGUAUUUGGGCAGAGAUUUACCUCUGGAGCUCCUUAAGUCUGGUGAUUUGGCUUCCAGAGCUGUCUGGCUCUUUUCACACAAAUACAGAGCUGCACUCUGCUCCUCUGACAACGACAAAGUAUGUACAGAAAAAAAAAAAAAAA